Symbiodinium sp. CCMP2592 is the source of this 1665-nucleotide messenger RNA. NCBI's taxonomy places the organism in Eukaryota, Dinophyceae, Suessiales, Symbiodiniaceae. The record is from the annotation of a GenBank genome assembly.
AUGGAGCCGGGACCGAUCGCGGAGACGGAUGAUGGUCCUUCGCAGAGGCUCCUGGCCAUGCUGGUGAAGGAUGUGAUGAAGGCCAGUGCACUGGGAGAGUGGGAUGAGAUCCCAUCCAUGGCUUCCUUGGCCAUGAAUGAUAAGUGUUUUGUUCAAUGGCCGGCUGAUGCGAAAGGGCAGAAACGCAUCCCAACCGCGCUGGCUUGCAAAUUGAAUGAAGCAAUGCUUGCUCCGAUCGUGGGCCGCAACCUGCAGCAUUACGCCCUGCUGUAUGUGAAUGUCUUGGAAUCCAUGAUGUCUUCCUAUCGUGUGCAGAUCAAGAUGAGACACCUCAAUGUCGCGAAGAAGGAGGUGAAGAUCGAUGCAGCAUGCAUCAAUCCAGAUGCUCAUGGCAUCAAGGCACUGGUGUGUUGCCAUCGCCGACUUGCUGAUCGUUCUGAUAAUCAGCGAGAUGUGGAUGUGCAGAAGCUGACUGAGUCACAGCUGCAUUCGGACAUUUAUGCACUGGACUUGCAUCGUUUUCUCAUGCAUGCAGUUGUGGUGUGGGAUAAAUGGGUUUUUAAGGUGAGGCUUCGAGAAGUGGCACACAAGAUGGAGGCCAACGAGUUGCCCUACGUCAUCAAGAUUUGCAGCGGUAUGGAUCCGGAAUCGCUGGAGGUGCAGAACCGCACUCGGGCCAUUUGGAAGAAAAGGAAAUCUGCUGAGGCCUUUCCUGAGGAGCGCCAUGAGUUGCCAUUGGCGAAUGCAGAUGAAGGUGCAGUGGAUCUGCCUGCGAUUGCAGGUGCGGGAGCUCCGCCUGCUGAGCCUGAGCAGGAGAUGCCUCCGCUGAUGGAUUCGCUGCAUCGUGAAGUGGCAGAUGAGGCAGUGGAAUUUCCGCCUGUCCAAGAUGCCCAAGAGUAUGUGAUGCCGGACACCUUCACCCAGCCAGAUGAUGAGCUUGAGUUGGAUGGUGGAUGUUUGGAUUCCCCAGCGGCUUCGAGCAGUGACCCUGCCCCGGCGGCUUCGAGCAGUGACCCUGCCCCGGCUUCGCGCAGUGAGCAGCUGGAGACUGUCCAUGAAAGGUUUGAUCGCCUCUCACGGCUCUAUGGCUAUGGUGCAGCCUUGAUGCUGUGUGGGGCUGUGCAAGAGGGUGCUCACUACGAUCCCUAUGUGGGCCAGUGGAAGACAUUGGAUGGUUUGGUGUGCCCUUAUAUGCCUGCGACAGGAUCUUCCGCUGAGCAUGAAGAGAUGCCGGUGGUGCCCGAGAUGCGGGUGAUGCCAGAGCCGGUUGCAAGUGGUGGGCAUGGCCUGGAUGAUCCCAUCUUUGGGGACAUCAGCGUUUCGUCAGGUUUGCCUGAGACUCCGAAUGCCGCUGAAGCAGCUCACGAUGCAGCAGAGGAGUCGCAUGCAGGCCCAACAUCUGUGGAUGAGGUCAAGCAGUGCCUUCUCGCGAAGUUGCAUGCGCAACGAGAGAGGAUCAUGCUUGGAUCCAUGGUGGAUAAUGUGGACACCUGUCCGAUGCUUCCUGCUGAAGAGAGUUUGGAGAGACAGAGGUUGCUCAAUGGCUCCUCCCGCGAGGCCUUCCCCAGCCAGAUCACCAUCGAGGACACACCGGAGCAUGGCAAGCCGAUCCUUGCCUUCAGCAAGCAUCUUCAUAUAUGCAUGAUGAUGAAGCAUGAAACUUAA